This is a messenger RNA of Suillus subalutaceus, 2609 nucleotides long. RefSeq lists its product as uncharacterized. NCBI's taxonomy places the organism in Eukaryota, Fungi, Basidiomycota, Agaricomycetes, Boletales, Suillaceae. The record is from RefSeq and is a predicted model, not a curated record. The transcript is spliced from 6 exons. Bases 1 to 2403 code for a protein of 800 amino acids.
AUGUUCCAUGACAUCAGAGCCCAACAAGAGGCUCAAGGUCUAGACCCAUGGGUGCCAUUUGCGGACGCAGAGGAAUGGGGACUUGUGAAAUGGUUGGUAUCCCGUGUGGGCCAAAAUGCGAUAGACGAGUUCAUGAAACUACCAAUUACCAGCCGCCUUAAUACGUCGUUCACGAGCAAAUACACCCUGAUGAAAGCAAUCGAUCAGCUUCCCUGUGGAACAGAAUGGCAGUUAAAGAGAAUAACUGUACAGGGCAACAAACUCACCAAUAACGGGCAGUGCGAAACCAAAGACCUUGAGCUGUGGCUGUGGGACCCAGUAGACUGCAUCCACGAGCUCAUGGUGAAUCCUGAGUUUGAUCGCAUGGUGUCAUAUGUGCCAGAGAGAGUGUUUGCAGACGUGGAGGGCAAGACAAGACGGUAUGAUGAAAUGUGGACAGGUGACUGGUGGUGGGAGAUGCAGGGAAGAUUGCCUCAAGGGGCAGUUGUUGCACCGACUUCACUGUCACAGUUCCGGGGAGACCAAGAGGUUUGGCCCAUCUACCUGAGCCUCGGGAACAUAUCAAAAGAUAUCCGAUGUCAGCCAUCCAAACACACCACAAUCCUCAUCGCAUACUUACCAAUCUCGAAGUUAGAAUGCUUCAUGGCAGGUAUGGAUGGAGUCGAUGUCACCUGCCCUGAUCGUCAAGUAAGGCGGAUGUAUCCUGUCGUGGCAGCAUAUAUUGCUGAUUUUCCGGAGCAGUGCUUGGUGGCGUGCUGCAUGGAAAACAGGUGCCCAAAGUGUGUUGUGGGCCGCAACGAGCGUGGGGAUAUGAGGACGUCGCCAAUGUGCAAUCGAGACUCCACGGUCGAAAGCCUGCACUUGCACCGUGAUGGUGAAAUGGGGAAUGAUCAGUUUGAAGGAGAACUAGGACUACGAGCCAUCUACUCACCGUUCUGGGCGACACUCCCACACAACGACAUCUUCUCAUGUAUCACCCCCGACAUUUUACAUCAGCUGCACAAAGGAGUUUUUAAGGAUCACAUUGUUAGCUGGUGCUCCGAUAUCAUAGGCGAGGAAGAACUUGAUGCACGGUUCAAGGCGAUGACGUCAUAUUCAGGACUCCGACACUUCAAAAAAGGCAUCUCCAAGCGUAAACAAUGGACGGGGGCAGACUACCGAGAGCUGCAGCGUGUCUUUCUCGGUGUGAUUGCUGGCGCGGUUGACCAUAAAGUUCUGACAGCAGUGCGUGGCGUAUUAGAUUUUAUUUACUAUGCGCAGUAUCAGACGCACACAGAAGACACACUUGCCCAUAUGCACGCUGCCCUCGCCUCAUUCCAUGCUAAUAAGAACGUCUUCAUCGACCUCAGGGUGCGGGAACACUUCAACAUACCGAAAAUUCACUCGAUGAUGCAUUACAUCGACACCAUUCGCGUUCUCGGCAGUGCGGACGGUUUCAAUACUGAACUUCCUGAAAGGCUGCACAUUGAUUUUGCCAAGCGGGCAUACCAUGCAUCGAAUCGCCGCGACUAUGUCAUCCAAAUGACUACCUGGCUACGGCGACAAGAGUCCAUCCACAUCCAAGAUGCCUACCUUCGAUGGUGGGGUUCCCAGCACCCUGUCAAUCAAGGUUCAAACUCGCUGGAGCAAGACUCGGAUACCAGCGGCUCUGAUUCGGAUUCGGAUGGCACAGGACCUGGACAAUUUCGUAUUGACUUGCCUUGUCAGGUACAACGGUUCACAAUGGUGACAGGUUCACGCGGCUACUUUGUCCCCAGGACAUGUCCCUUUCCGAAUUCGACGAUCCAGCGCUUGCUUAACGAGCAUGGUGCUUCACUUUUCAUUCCGUCUCUUGAAGCAUUUCUUCGCAUCCAUGUACCGAGUUGGUCGCACCGAAAACUCACACCACAAGACCGGGUCGACGUCUACAAAUACCUCAAGAUUCUCUCUCCAGCACGACCCCAUAUCAACAACAGAAAGUGUCUGUUCAAGGUCCGUGCAUCACCAGUGAUUCCUGCGACGGAUGUGAGGAGACCAUCAGCGCCUGCACACUUUGACAGUGUGCUGGUGAUUGAAGAUGAGAAUGAGUACAGCGGUGAAGGUAUAUCCGGUCUUAGAGUGGGUGAAGUAAGGGUCGUUUUCAAGCUUCCAUCAUGUCUCAGGAAUUUUCCUCACCCCCUGGCAUACAUUCAUUGGUUUCGGCCGCUUCAAAGCUUUGAUGAGAUUUUACACAGCUUCCGCCUCACUAGCUCUUCACGUCAGCGUAGUCCUAACGCACUAGUGGUACCAGUUCAUCAAGUUCUUCGCCCAUGCCAUCUUAUUCCUCGGGUUGGUCAAGAGUCGGAGGUGCGAGGAGAAUUUUAUCUUAAUAGGUACAUCGAUUUGGAGUUGUUCGAGCACUUGUCCGAAUCCGAGAGGCUAUGAUACCAUUGAUAUUAACCAUAGGGUGCCAUAUUGACUAUGAGUUGCCGGACAAACCACAUAGCUACUAUUGGCAUCAUGGCACGCUACAGUGUGGUAUUUAGUGCUAUGGAUGGUCUAUAGAUGCUCUGUUGUGCUAUCAAGGCUAUGUAGCGAUAUAUACUCUUGCAGUGUGCAACUUGUGUCCGACCUUUUUCCUGAUGCACUCC